This is a messenger RNA of Zonotrichia leucophrys gambelii, 1616 nucleotides long. RefSeq names its product epoxide hydrolase 2 (gene EPHX2). Gene Ontology annotation, cellular component: peroxisome. Gene Ontology annotation, molecular function: magnesium ion binding; lipid phosphatase activity. NCBI's taxonomy places the organism in Eukaryota, Metazoa, Chordata, Aves, Passeriformes, Passerellidae. The transcript is spliced from 18 exons. The record is from RefSeq and is a predicted model, not a curated record. Gene Ontology annotation, biological process: phospholipid dephosphorylation; cholesterol homeostasis. The coding region runs from base 138 to 1601 and encodes 487 amino acids.
CCCCCAGGGGUUUCCUGGCGGCCGUUCUGGAUUCCGGGGGGUCCCAGAGCCCCAAAUCCCGAGCGCUGCGGGGCCACAUCGGCCUCAGCCAGCUGCUGGAGGAGCUGGACUCCGGGUGCCGUUCCCGGCUGCUCUCCAUGGGCGCGGCCGUUCCCGACGGGUUCUCGGUGUCGCGGCCGUUCCGGGAGCUCAGCGAGGGCGCCCGGCUCGACCCCGCCAUGAUGAGGGCGGCACGGGAACUGCGGGAGCACGGGUUCCAGCCCGGUGUCCUGGCCAACCGGUGGCCGGACGACUCCCGGGGCCGCCGCGCGUGGGCGGAGCUGCAGCUGCGCCUCCGGAGCCACUUCCGGCCCGUGCUGGAUUCCGGCCGGAUCGGCGCCGCCAAACCCGAGCCCGGCGCCUUCCGGAGCCUCCUGAGGGAGCUGGGAACCGGCCCCGAGCAGGUGAUUGUGGUGGAGGCGCAGGAGCCGAGCGCGGCGGCCGCGCGGGCGCUGGGCGUGGCCGCGGUGCUGGCGCCGGACACGGAGUCGGCGCUGAGGGAGCUGCAGGAGAUCACCGGGGUCCGGUUGCUGUUCGGGGCGGAGGCGGCGCCGCUGCCGGAGCCGAUCUGUGCUGAGGAGCUGGCGCACGGACACGUCCGGAUCCGGCCGGGGGUGCGGCUGCACUUUGUGGAGCUGGGCCGGGGCCCCGCGCUCUGCCUGUGCCACGGCUUCCCCGAGUGCUGGCUCUCCUGGCGCUUCCAGAUGGCGCCGCUGGCCCGGGCCGGGUUCCGCGUGAUCGCCCUGGAGAUGAAGGGGUACGGGGACAGCAGCGCCCCCAGCGACAUCUCGGAAUAUUCCCAGGAGCAGAUCUGCAAGGAUUUCAUCACUUUCCUGGAUAAACUGGGAAUCCCGCAGGUGAUCCUGGUUGGCCACGACUGGGGCGGGGCCAUGGCCUGGAACGUGGCUCUGUUCUACCCCGAGCGCGUCCGGGCCGUGGCCGUUCUGAACACGCCGUUCCGGCCGCCCGACCCCGAUUCCGACGCCCUGGAGAAACUGAGGCAGAUCCCGGAGUUCGAUUACCAGCUCUACUUCCAGGAGCCGGGCGUGGCGGAGGCGGAGCUGGAGAAGGACAUCGGGAGGACCCUGAAACUCCUGAUCCGAUCGGCCGAGCCCGAGGAUCGGCUGCCCGAGAGCGUCGACGUGCGCCGGGCACGGGAGAGAGGGGGUCUCCUGGUGGGGCUCCCCGAGGAUCCCCCCGAGAGCCGCCUGCUGCCCCCGGCCGUGCUCCAAUACUACAUCCGGCAGUUCCGCAAAUCCGGAUUCAGGGGGCCCCUGAACUGGUACCGGAACGUGAGGGAGAACCAGAGCUGGGCCCUGCGCGCCCAUGGCAGGACGAUCCCGCUGCCGGCGCUGAUGGUGACGGCCGGGAAGGAUCCGGUGCUGAAACCCGGCCUGAGCAAGGGCAUGGAGAGAUGGAUCCCGCGGCUGCAGCGCGGCCACAUCGAGAACUGCGGCCACUGGACACAGAUGGAGAGGCCGCUGGAGCUGAACCGGAUCCUCCUGGAUUGGUUGGAAAAUCUCCCCCCGGAGAAUUCCUGCCCUGCAAAUUCCAAACUUUGAAAUCCUGGAUUUUUU